AUGCUUGCUGCGAGGAGAGUGGCAGUGCCGCAUGGCCGCCUCGCAACUGCCGCCGAUCAAUCCUCCACGCCCGCCGCCAGCGAUGUCGCUUCACGCACUCCUCCAUACCCAAAACUGCUGAAGCGACUCUCCGCCGUGCGACGAAUCCUCCCAUCUCGACCCCUGACUCUGUCCGAGAAGAUCCUCUUCUCCCACCUCGACAACCCUGAAGAAUCUCUCCUGGAAGGCACCAACAAUGGCUCCGACAUUCGCAGCAAUGCGACUCUCAAGCUCAAACCCGAUCGGGUCGCCAUGCAAGAUGCGAGUGCACAGAUGGCGUUGCUGCAGUUCAUGAGCUGUGGAAUGCCUACAACGGCCGUACCUGCUUCGAUUCACUGCGACCAUAUGAUUGUUGGUGAGAAGGGAGCUGAUCUGGACCUACCGAACAGCAUCAAGGGAAACAAGGAGGUCUACGACUUUUUGGAGAGUGCUGGAAAGAGAUAUGGUAUUGAGUUCUGGCCGCCGGGUGCGGGUAUCAUUCAUCAGACUGUUUUGGAGAACUACGCAGCUCCGGGCUUGAUGAUGCUCGGUACGGACAGCCACACACCGAAUGGUGGAGGAUUGGGUGCCAUUGCCAUUGGUGUCGGUGGAGCUGAUGCCGUCGAUGCACUCGUCGAUGCUCCGUGGGAGUUGAAGGCGCCAAAGAUUCGAGGAGUACGCUUGGAAGGCCAGCUGAGUGGAUGGGCGACGCCAAAGGAUGUCAUUCUUGCCUUGGCAGGGAAGCUGACAGUGCGAGGUGGAACUGGAUAUAUUACCGAGUAUUUUGGACCGGGUGUGGCAACCUUGAGCUGCACAGGCAUGGCUACGAUCUGCAACAUGGGCGCCGAAAUUGGAGCCACCACAUCGAUCUUCCCUUACACAUCCUCGUCCCACGGUCCCUACCUGCGGUCGACACACCGAGGCUCCAUCGCAGAGCAGGCUGAUACCAUUGCCUCAUCUCCCGGUCCCCACAAUCUCCUAGCCGCCGACUCCGAUUGCGAAUACGACGAUGUCGUGACGAUCAACCUGUCUGAUCUCGAGCCACACAUCAAUGGCCCAUUCACUCCAGAUCUCUCAACUCCAUUGUCCAUGUUCAAGGACACCGUGGAGAAGAAUCAAUGGCCAAAGACCUUCGGCGCUGGAUUGAUUGGUAGCUGCACAAACAGUUCAUACGCUGACAUGACUCGUUGCGAAUCCCUGGUACAGCAAGCAUCGGCCGCCGGACUCAAGCCAAAGGCUGACUUCUUCAUCACUCCCGGCUCGGAACAAAUUCGUGCUACCCUUGCUCGUGACGACACUCUGGACACAUUCACUGAAGCUGGCGGACUGGUCCUCGCGAAUGCUUGCGGGCCUUGUAUUGGCCAGUGGAGUCGUACCGACGGCGUGAAGAAGGGCGAGAACAACGCCAUCUUCAGCUCCUACAACCGCAACUUCCCUGCUCGCAACGAUGGCAACGCCAAGACGAUGAACUUCCUCGCCUCUCCUGAACUGGUGACUGCCAUGUCCUACGCGGGUCGGACUGACUUCAACCCGAUUACCGACUCUCUCACUACUCCUAGCGGUGAAACCUUUAAAUUCGACCCACCCACUGGCAUCGACCUGCCGUCAGCAGGCUUCGCCAGCGGCAACCCACUCUUCCGACCAACACCUCCUAUCCCCAACCCUGAAGUCUCAGUCGCCGUCUCUCCCACGAGCACCCGUCUCGCCCUUCUCGAACCCUUUGAACCAUUCCCAGACUCAGACCUUACAGGCCUCAAAGUCCUCGCCAAAGUCAAAGGCCAAUGCACAACGGACACCAUCUCCGCCGCGGGCCCCUGGCUAAAAUACAAAGGCCACCUUCCCAACAUCUCCGAAAACACGCUCAUCGGCGCCCUCUCCGCCGACACCAACGAAGUCAACUCCGUCCGCGACGUCGACGGCAGCUCCCACACCAUCCCCUCUCUCGCCUCCAAAUGGAAGUCUCAAGGUCAAAGCUGGCUCGUCGUCGCCGAACACAACUACGGCGAGGGCUCCGCGCGCGAACACGCCGCUCUGCAACCGAGGUAUUUGGGGGGUAAGAUUAUCCUGACGAAAUCUUUCGCGAGGAUUCAUGAGACGAAUUUGAAGAAGCAGGGGGUUGUGCCGUUGACGUUUGCGGAUGAGAAGGAUUAUGAUUUGUUCGAGGGGUGUGAUGAGGUUAGUACGGAGGGGUUGAGGGAUGUGUUGGAGGGUGGAGAGGGAGAGGUUGUGUUGGUGUUGAAGAAGAGGAGUGGGGAGACGCAUCGGGUAGAGGUUAAGCAUACGAUGAGCAAGGAUCAGAGGGGGUUUAUUUUGGCUGGUAGUGCGCUGAAUUUGUUGGCGAAGAAGGGGGCGCAGAAGGCGUAG
Molecule: messenger RNA, 2382 nt
Organism: Zymoseptoria tritici IPO323
Lineage: Eukaryota; Fungi; Ascomycota; Dothideomycetes; Mycosphaerellales; Mycosphaerellaceae
Gene: ACO2
Product: aconitate hydratase
Exons: 3
Coding region: 1-2382 (793 amino acids)
Biological process (GO): tricarboxylic acid cycle
Cellular component (GO): cytosol; mitochondrion
Molecular function (GO): aconitate hydratase activity; 4 iron, 4 sulfur cluster binding
Source: RefSeq, a predicted model, not a curated record